Molecule: messenger RNA, 3268 nt
Organism: Siniperca chuatsi (mandarin fish)
Lineage: Eukaryota; Metazoa; Chordata; Actinopteri; Centrarchiformes; Sinipercidae
Product: thrombomodulin-like
Exons: 1
Coding region: 182-1777 (531 amino acids)
Molecular function (GO): calcium ion binding
Source: RefSeq, a predicted model, not a curated record
GACCGGGGCUUAAAGCACUGGCCAGAACGGAACUUCCUUCCUCGCCUGGUCCGACAAAAAAAAUACAGUUGGAGGCUGUUAUAAGUGGGGACAAUGUUCAGCUUUCAGUCGCUGUAUCAGCUUCAGAUCGUCGAACACAGAAGUUUAUACCACCACCGGCAGCUUUUCUAACAUCGAUAUCAUGAUUCCUACAACAAAGGCACUGCUUAUUUGUGUGGUUUUCCUCUGCGGGCUGGAGGAAACUGUCCUCUCUCAGCGCGGACAUUGCACCGGGACUCAAUGUUUUGCACUUUACCAGGAGCCCGAGGACUUUCCAGGCGCACAGAAAAGCUGCGACGGCCGGGGUGGACAGUUAUUCGUGUUCAGCCUGGAACACGUAGAGAAGAUACUGAGGAGUCCACCGGGCGGGCUCAGCGGUAGUUACUGGCUGAAGCUGGACAGAACCGACAGGACAACAGAGGAAGUUGCGACAGGUACCCAAUUCUGCUCCGCCAUCUCGGGACGGAACUUCACGGUGUUGUGGGUGCCGUGCCAUGAAAACCUGAACGGCUUUCUGUGCCAGUAUACAUUCGAUGAGCCUUGCAGUGGCUUGCAGGCAGGUGGGGGCGCACGGGUGAAGUACACCUUGCAUAUGGACGUUGAGGUGAGCGAUUCGGAAACGUUUCCACCGGGAACCAUCGCUCUAGCGGAAAAGGCUGGCGGUAAAUAUCCGGACUCCAAACAUGUCUGUUUCCAGAGCAAGUGGUUGCGUGCUCCCUGGAAGUGUGAGGUGUUGCAGGGCGGCUGUGAGCACAACUGCAGCUCUACACUACAAACCUGCACCUGUCCAGCAGGGCAAACACUCCAUCCCAACAACAUCAACUGCGCCACAGAUCCGUGCGCCGACUGUCCACACGAGUGCCAACAGGAGGGCGACACCUAUGUGUGCAAGUGCAGCACAGGCUACAGGCUGGCGCCGGACGGGAAGCGCUGCGUGGACGUGAAUGAGUGUAAAGAGGAGAACCCAUGCACAGGUGAGGGUGAGGAGUGUGAGAACACCAAGGGAGGGUUCGAGUGCAGGUGCAAAGAUGGCUUCAUUGAGGAGGGUGGAGUGUGUGUGGACAUUACGAUCUGUGAUAACUGUGAGCACUUACUGUGUGAGAAACCCAAAGGGGUUUAUGAGUGUACGUGCAGGACAGGGUUCAGGGUGUCAGCCAAAGACCCCACCAAGUGUGAGCUGAACUGCACCGAUAUUGACUGUCCAGCCACAUGCAUCUCCGCUAAUCAUACGAACAACAUGCUUGACUGUUACUGCCCCGAGGGAUACAUUCAAGACAUAAAGAACAACACCCCCUUUUGCACUGACAUAAAUGAAUGUGAGAUCGAGAAGCAGUGUGAUCACAAGUGUGAAAAUGUAUUCGGUGGUUAUAGAUGUUUGUGCAAUGAGGGGUUCGAGCUGCACAAUGAGUACAUGUGCGUACCCAUCGAAGAGGACAAGGAGGAGGAUGAUGGAUCAGGCUCAGCUCCUCCAUUCCCCACAGCAAUCAGCGUUGAGCCAGCCGCAGUGCCCUCUUACAUCAAGACCGGCAGCAUCCUGGGUAUCACCGUGUUCACGUCGCUGUGUGCGGCGCUGCUGUUUUUAUUAAUCCGAAAAACGAUCAAACGUUGCGGCAACUUUAAACUUCCCUCCUUCAAACACCCAGAUAUCGAUAUUUUCUACCUGCAGCAGGUGACCACAGAGACGUAUAAGAGGUUAUCCUUCGACAAACAGUUCAAAAACGACUCGCAAAUACCUUAAUCACACAUACGUGGAAGUAUGAUGAUUUUCUCGAGCUUCUUCUCAUGUCACCGUGUACUGUUUUCUUUCCUCAGAGAGAUACAAAUUUACAGUACUGGACCUUUUCACAGUUAUCCAUAUGCAGUGUUAAAGGGAAACUGUUUAUUUAUCUGUUAAUGCUGUAAUCAGUCACAUACUGUGAAGUCAUAGUAUAUGUCAUAUUAGUGAAGGCACAUAAAAUGAAAAUUUCAGGCUUUAAACCAAAACAGCUUAAUGCUUUCUGAAAGUAUAAUAGAUUUGUAUAUGGAAUUGUUAUUCAAAUUCACAUCCUCAAAUUCAAUUAAAUAGUUAUCAACCUUUUUUUGCAGAAAUGUAAAAAUCAAUUAGGCCAAUUUUUGGAGUUAUAUAUAACAAAUAGGAUGCUGUUACACGGAAAGAGAGAAAAGUCUAAUAGUAAUGGCACUCAAAAGUGUUGAAAAAAAUGUUGUCACUGUCACGAAUGACAAGAUUCUCUCAUAACAGAGCCAGGUUCGUGUCUGAUUUCACUUUGUUGCACUGUAUUCACACCUCACUGCACUGGAAAACAAAAUGUACCUUGCUCUUGGUGUGACAUUUUCAUUUCUCAUAUCGCAAGUAAUGUAACAUUCCACAUAUUGGUUGUAACUUACUGCUUUUUUAUAGCUACCAAAAUUAAACCUUCAUGGUUUUUAUAUUUAGGUAAAAUAACACUCAACGAUAAAAGGAUUUUAAAAAGUUCUUUUUAGUCAGUAUUUGAUGGUGUUUUUGUGUGUUACACAAGCACAAUGACUCACUGUGACUGAUGUUUGCUAAUGAAAUAUAUUACGUGGUUUAUGACAUUUGUGAUAGAUACACAGUAUAUCUAGUUUCGAAGCAGAUCACUAUUUGUUUUGGGAGGUAUUGCUUGCUAUUGGAACUGUUUCUCUCAUGGCAGCAUGUAUUCAAGCUUUAUGGACCAUUUUCACAUGCAGAUACUUGACGGGUUUGAAAACUUAAAGAUAUUGGUAUUACCGGGUGCAUACUUUGGAGAAAAAGUCCACAUUCGGUUCCAUCUGAACAUUGAGUCAUGACGCAGGGUAACAAAAGACAUUAUUCUGUAUCUGCUGCAAAUAGCACUGAAUAAAACAGCUACAGUUCAGUUGGCUUAUGUGAAAUAUAAUGGAAUUACAUGUUACCAUAUUCACUGAUAAUCUUGACGUGCUAUACUGGCUGUACAUGGCUACCACUGACACUGACAUGAGGUCGAAUGUUCUUAACUUUACUGUAUAACUGACUGCUCUUGGAGCCACAGACGCUGUGCCGCACGCUUUGAGAGAUCAGCUAAACAUGAAUGUAAAACUGUGCUGCUACGGUCUACGUAUAGGAAAACACAUUUGCAACUUGUUGUGAUAUGCCCAGCCACUAUACAGUAUGUCUGUAUAACAGGCAUGUUGAUUUUGUGUUGGUGAAUAUCACUAUUGAAUCAUAAAUUAAAAGACUAAAGGUUGGAAAUAA